Messenger RNA from Eubalaena glacialis (North Atlantic right whale), 339 nucleotides. RefSeq names its product peptidase inhibitor 3 (gene PI3). Gene Ontology annotation, biological process: copulation. Gene Ontology annotation, molecular function: peptidase inhibitor activity. The coding region runs from base 1 to 339 and encodes 112 amino acids. Lineage: Eukaryota; Metazoa; Chordata; Mammalia; Artiodactyla; Balaenidae. The record is from RefSeq and is a predicted model, not a curated record. Gene Ontology annotation, cellular component: extracellular region. The transcript has 2 exons.
AUGAAGUCCAGAAACUUCUUGAUCCCAGUGAUGGUACUUCUUGUCCUUGGGACGCUGGUGGCACAGGCAGCUGUCAUAAAAGGUCAAGGCGCUGUGAAAGGACAAGAUCCAGUCAAAGGACAAGAUCCAUUCAAAGGACAAGAUCAAGUCAAAGGUCAAGAUCAAGUCAAAGGACAAGAUCAAGUCCAACUCCUCGAUAAGCGUGGCUUCUGCCCCAGGAUUCAGUCCCAGUGCUACAUGUUAAAUCCCCCUAACAAAUGUCUGAGAGAUGCUGAUUGCCGGGGGGCCAAGAAGUGCUGUGUGGGCUAUUGCGGGAAAGACUGUAUGAAUCCCUGGUGA